AAAUCUGCCAACUCUGUCGUGCGGGUGGGACGUUACUCGGAACGUGACAACACUUCAUCCGAUCCGAACAUCCUACCCGUGGGCUUCAAAUCGAAAGUGGUCAGUCGGCGACACUGCGAGUUCUGGUGCACCGAUGGUCAAUGGUUCAUCAAGGAUGUGAAGUCAAGUUCGGGCACGUUUCUCAACCACGUCCGUCUGUCAAGUCCGGGGGUGGAGAGCAGACCUUUUCCAGUGAACGACGGAGAUGUGGUGCAGUUGGGAAUCGACUUCAAGGGAGGAGAGGAAGUCAUAUUUCGAUGUGUUAAGAUUCGCGUCGAGUGCAAUCGCAACUGGCAAAAGUCAUUGAACUCAUUCAACAAGUCCGCGCACAAGCGGCUGUUCAAGAGUGCGCUCAAAUCGAAGACGCGGGACUCGGAUGCUACCAGUGUCAACUCUUCCGAGUGUUCGAUUUGCUUGAACCCUGUGGCGCCAUGUCAAGCAUUGUUCGUCGCGCCUUGCAGUCAUGUCUGGCACUACAAAUGUGUCAAGAACUUGAUUCACGGACCGAGUUACCCAAAUUUCCUCUGCCCAAACUGUCGAUUCGUGGCAGACCUCGAAGAUGAUGUGGAGCCGGCAGAAGAG
This is a messenger RNA of Zymoseptoria tritici IPO323, 621 nucleotides long. RefSeq lists its product as uncharacterized. Gene Ontology annotation, molecular function: protein binding; ubiquitin protein ligase activity. The annotation marks the transcript as partial. Lineage: Eukaryota; Fungi; Ascomycota; Dothideomycetes; Mycosphaerellales; Mycosphaerellaceae. Gene Ontology annotation, biological process: negative regulation of septation initiation signaling; protein ubiquitination; mitotic spindle assembly checkpoint signaling. The record is from RefSeq and is a predicted model, not a curated record. The transcript has a single exon. Gene Ontology annotation, cellular component: mitotic spindle pole body; cell division site; ubiquitin ligase complex.